UUUUUUGGAGAGAUGGGCAUAUGAAAUCAGAUUAUGAUAGGUUUGGAGAUGUAGUUAUUCAUGAUACAACUUAUCGGACUAACAAGUAUGACAUGAUCUGUGGUCCUUUCGUUGGUAUGAAUCAUCAUUGUAAAAACAUAAUGUUUGGUUGUGGUUUUAUGUUGAAUGAGAAGGUGGAAUCUUUUGUUUGGUUAUUUCAGACAUUCCUCAAAUCUAUGGGUGGUAAACACCCCAUCACUUUCAUGACAGACCAGUCAUUUUCCAUGGCAGCAGCUAUCUAAUCUGUUUUUCCUAACGCAAGACACAGACUUUGCACUUGGCAUAUAGAUGAAAAUUCCAAGAAACACAUCAUGUUUCUACGCAAGAAGCUGAACUUUGUUCCUUUAUUUGAUUAUGUUGUUAAACGAUGUGAUACUAUUGCCGAGUUUGAUUUCUACUGGACUGAGUUGAACAAAGUGUAUGAAUGCAGUGACAAUACAUGGUUGAAAAGGCUCUACAGUCAUAAAGAAAAGUGGUGUCCUGCAUUUUCAAAGGAUUAUUUCUCUGGUGGCAUUCUAUCCUCCCAAAGAAGUGAAUCUACAAAUAGAUCCAUAUCUAGAAGACUCUCAAAAACUGCAACAUUGUGUGACUUUUACAAAAUGUUUGGUGAUGUUGUUGAGGAAUGGAGGUCAGAGGAAAAUGGUCAAGAUUUCAGAUGUUCAGAAGGCACUGUUGAGAUGGUACUGCUGCAAGAUAGUUUGUUAACUCAUGCUAGAGAUGUGUAUACCCUUGAGAUCUUCAAACUGUUCCAAGAACAAUAUUUGAAGGGUAUGUCACAUUUUUUUAAAUUAGUAACACAGAAUUGUCAUGAUUGCGUGUAUCAUGUUUGGUUGGACGGUGUAGAUUUGAUUAGACACAGCGUUAGUUUUAAUGCAAAUGACAACACGGUGACAUGCACUUGUAAGAUGUUUUUUAGAAGUUGGCAUUCUUUGUAGACACAUUUUGCGUAUAUAUAACAUUCAUUGUGUGAAAUGUAUUCCUCGAGAUUAUAUAAUGUCUAGGUGGACGAAGGGUGCUAUUUUGCCAAAUAUGGGCCGAUCUCAUAUUGAAGCACCUGAUACUCUGUUUGGGAAAAUAUUGGAAGAUUCUGUGUGGAGAGUUCAAAUGACUAGGAAAUUCAAUACAAUAUUGGCUUCAAGUGCUAGUAUUCCUGAAGCUAGGCAAGUAUGUGAUGAGCAAGGUUAUGAUUCUAUUAAAAACUUCUUAGAUAUUCAGAAACGCCGCACUGCUGGAGAUGAAUCUGCUUCUGAAUCGAGGACCAUAUUGGAUCCUCCACGUUCUGUUCCUAAAGGUCAAAGAAAUACACGAAAGAAAAGCAUUGUUGAAAAACAAUGCAAAAUAGUCAAAUCUCGCAGGUCCAAAUCCCAACAAGUUUCAUCUAAUUCAAAACUUGUUGCCCAAUCAGUUUUACAGGAGACUGUUAAUUGCAUGGUGCCACAUGGUUAUCUUGCUCAUCCAGUGCAUGGAAUGACUUCUUUGAUGCCUAUGUUUGGAUCUCCACAAGUUUUCACUCCAUACUUUUUGCAUCCAAAUGUUGGGAAUGAAAUGCAAAUUUAGUAAUAUUUAAGUAGUAUGAAUGUAAUCUGCUUGAACACUGGCUGUGGAGUUUUGCAUUUUUACAUCUUUGUAUGCUCGUUUUACAUUUAUCAGUGAUAUUGUUUACAUUUCAUAUACCCUUUGUUUACAUUAGUCUUUCAGUGUUACACUUGAAUUGGUUUAUCAAUAAAGUUUUAGUAAGUGAAUUAAUUUC
Cuscuta epithymum is the source of this 1789-nucleotide messenger RNA. The record is from the annotation of a GenBank genome assembly. Lineage: Eukaryota; Viridiplantae; Streptophyta; Magnoliopsida; Solanales; Convolvulaceae.